AUGUUAUCAUACACUGAGGCUUCUUUUCUUGCCUCGUUGGUCGCCCUCGUGUUCUCAUGUGCCCUUCUGGCGCGUAAACAUGUCGAGUUCAUCGUUGCCGAAAGACAUAGGAACAAGACAAAUUAUGAUACCCCAGGUGAAAUUCGCGCCCUCAUUGCGGCCAAGCAGAUUCCUGGUAGAAAACAAAAUCAACUUGAGCCGCUUGAGGCUAGAUGUCUAGCGAACGAACAUUUACUACGCAAAUUCGGUAUAGAGAAUGCCUUUACAACGGCUGACACCAACUAUGCGAACGAUUUCGUCCAGAGGUCUAGGGAUCUACUCGGUAUUUCGGCUGCACAUUGGGUUAAAAUCGCUUCAAGCUCUGAAAAUGCGCUGUGGCGUUGGAGAGAAGAAGCUCGGGAUGAGUGCGAAUCGUAUAAUUUUCAAGUUGAGCUCCAGCCUCUAACCCAAGCCUUAACCCUUUACGCUGUUCUAAAAACAUUCUUCUUUAUCGAAAAUGAAACUAAACUGCAGGCUAUUCCAUUGGAAGCAUUUACUACACUGGCAGGGGCAAUCAAUGAGACUUGGAUGAAGUCAAAAUCUGGGGAUCAUUUUAUUGAUAUCAAAGACAAUGAAGUCCUACGCGAUGCACUCAGAGAUGUUCUACCACUGACGAAUCUAUCAAACCCGCGCCAAAACCCGUUGAACUUCAUAUUGCCUGGCUUCGAGACUAUGUGGAGAGUCGUCUUGCGAGGUUUCAUCGAGGUUGCAUACAAGACAGGCAAGGAGCAUCCAACCUGGAGGGAAGCCGUUAUUGAGUACUAUAAAAACCCUACAGCAAAAUCCUUCAAUAAAACUUUUACGCCAGACGUGGCAAGACGCGAGUUCCACUGA
Molecule: messenger RNA, 873 nt
Organism: Talaromyces marneffei
Lineage: Eukaryota; Fungi; Ascomycota; Eurotiomycetes; Eurotiales; Trichocomaceae
Exons: 2
Coding region: 1-873 (290 amino acids)
Source: RefSeq, a predicted model, not a curated record